Seriola aureovittata is the source of this 1650-nucleotide messenger RNA. It is a transcript of the gene wdr12, whose product is annotated as WD repeat domain 12. Lineage: Eukaryota; Metazoa; Chordata; Actinopteri; Carangiformes; Carangidae. Gene Ontology annotation, molecular function: protein binding. The transcript has 13 exons. The coding region runs from base 117 to 1388 and encodes 423 amino acids. Gene Ontology annotation, biological process: maturation of 5.8S rRNA from tricistronic rRNA transcript (SSU-rRNA, 5.8S rRNA, LSU-rRNA); maturation of LSU-rRNA from tricistronic rRNA transcript (SSU-rRNA, 5.8S rRNA, LSU-rRNA); ribosome biogenesis. Gene Ontology annotation, cellular component: PeBoW complex; preribosome, large subunit precursor. The record is from RefSeq and is a predicted model, not a curated record.
ACUGAGAUGCCUUGCUCCGUACCACAUGGCGUGACUGCACGACAAGGAGCAGAGUGAAGUCGUUCCUACCUUUACUACAGCCGGCGGCCUGAUAGAGAAACACACGAGUCAGAACAAUGUCUCAGUUACAGGCGAGGUUCUUCACUGAGAACAAAAGGUAUGUUGUAGAUGAUGUUCCCUUCUCCAUCCCAGCUGGCUCUGAAGUGGAGGACCUCAGCAAUGUUAUCAACAAGCUACUGUUGGCUAAAGAUGCGUCCCACAGUAAAGUGGAGUUCGACUUCCUGGUCAGGGGUCAGUUCCUGCGAUCGUCGCUGUCCUUUCACAUGGAUACAGAAGGCAUAUCAACGGAAGAUGUGGUGGAGAUCGAGUAUGUGGAGCGAAUCACAGCUCCAGAGCCUGAGGAGUGUAUGAUGCAUGAUGACUGGAUCAGCGCCGUAGAUGCAGAUUCUGAAUGGAUCCUGACAGGGUCUUAUGACAAGACGGCCAGGAUCUGGUCCACGGAGGGCAAGGCGGUGAUGACGGUGGCGGGACACACAGAUGUAGUCAAAGAUGUAGCCUGGGUUAAAAGAGACGGUCUGACGUCGGUGCUUCUGACGGCCUCUCUGGACCAAACCGUCCUGAUGUGGGAGUGGAACUCUGAGAGGAACAAGGUGAAAGCCAGACACUGCUGUCGGGGACACACGGGGAGCGUCGACACUGUUGCCACAGACCCCACCGGCUCGAAGUUCUGCAGUGGCUCCUGGGACAAAAUGUUGAAAAUCUGGUCCGCAGUCCCCACAGAUGAGGCAGACGAGGUGGAAGAAACUGCUGACAGACCGAGGAAGAAACAGAAGACUCAACAGCUGGGCCUGACCAGGACUCCCCUGAUGACGUUGUCCGGGCACAAUGAGGCGGUGUCCUCUGUCCUCUGGUGCGACAGUGAGGAAGUCUGCAGUGCAUCCUGGGACCACACCAUCCGUGUGUGGGACGUUGAGACUGGAGGAAUGAAGACAACGCUGACGGGCAGUAAAGUGUUCAACUGCAUUUCCUACUCACCUCUGUGUCGACGCCUGGCCUCAGGCAGCACCGACAGACACAUCAGACUGUGGGACCCUCGCACCAAAGACGGGUCACUGGUGCUGCUGUCUCUAACCUCGCAUACUGGCUGGGUCACCGCCGUCAAGUGGGCGCCUUCACAUGAACACCAGCUGGUCUCCGGUUCCCUUGACAACCUUGUCAAACUGUGGGACACCAGAAGCUGUAAGGCCCCUCUGUAUGACGUGGCGGCCCACGAGGACAAAGUGUUUUGUUUGGACUGGACAGAAAGCGGGCUGAUGUUGAGUGGAGGAGCAGAUAACAAGCUGUACACCUACAGAUACUCAGCCUGUCGGACAGAUGUGGGGGCGUAGGCCAGGAGUUCACAUGGACUGCAGAGCCAUCACCACGGACAUAAGAAUGGACAGACACACAACAUCAGUGACAAUUAGAUGAAGGCAGCAGUGAUUUAGUAUUUUGUACUGUACAAACUUUGCUCGCUUUAUUCUUUUGCUGUCCUGGUUGUUUUAACCCCCUCAGUUUAUACACAUAUUUUCUUACGGGUUGUCUUUGUUUUCCUGUAACCCAAAAAAAACAAAACAAAAACAAAUUAUAAAUUCAUUUUGUCUCCUAAAA